AUGGGCGUACGCUCUCUCUCUGCCGAGUCCAAGAAGCCUAAUCAUCUAGGGAUCCUCGCGUUCGAGACUGCAAAAACCAUGUCACGUUUGAUCUCCCUCUAUAGAUCUCUUUCUGACGAAGAAAUCUCCAAGCUCAGAAAAGACGUCAUGAAGUCCGAAGGGGUCGCCUACUUGAACUCCAAAGAUGAAGCCUUCCUCCUGAGCCUUGCCUGCGCUGAGAAGCUAGAAGAUCUCGAUAAAGCUGCAACCACUGUGGCUCGGUUAGGCAACAAAUGCACAGACGUCAGCCUUAAUAAGUUCAAUCAUGUGUACACCGAUUUCAAAUUAGGUAUCAUUGAUUUAGGAAAAUUAGAAUAUGGGUCGAAAAAGAUAGAUAAGAAAGUCGAGAAAAUGGAGAGAUUGAUACUGACAACUUCAAGUUUAUACGAAUCAUUGGAAGCUCUAGCAGAAUUGGAGGCAUCAGAGCGAAAGCUAAUGCAAUGGAAGAAAAACUGCAGGGCGAUACAAUUGGAGAAGAUGAAUUUUGAUCUUUUCUAUCAGAAGAUCGCCAACCAGAGAAAGCAGGUUCGCAAUUUUAGAGGAACGUCCUUGUGGAGCCAGACGUUUGAUAAGAGUGUUGGCCUAAUGGCGCGUUUGAGAGAGAUGACCCAAGUUCAGCCUGAGUUUUUCCAUACAGAACAAUUAAAGGAACAAGUUUGUUCCCGAUCAGGACCUGUCACAUCAACGUCGUCCAAGCCCAUUUUGGUCCGGUUCUACAGCAGAAAAUCAAUUAUGUUCUUAUCUGAAGCUAAUGAUUAUCGAGCUGAGGGGUUUGAGAAGAAUAAUAGGGUGUUUCAUGCAGCGGGUCCAUCGACGGUGGGUGGUUCUGGGCUUGCUUUGCGUUAUGCAAACGUGAUUCUAGUGGCGGAGAGUUUCAUGCACUCGGCGGUGACAAUAGGCCAUGAUGCACGGGAAAGUUUGUACGAGAUGUUGCCGCAGAACUUGAAAAAGGCGAUCAGAUCAAAGCUAAGCAAAUGUGGGAAGAUUGUAGAUGAUGACGAGUCAUUGGCGGAUGGGUGGAGGGAGGCGUUGUCGGCGAUUAUGGGAUGGCUUACACCAAUGGCACACCAUACGGUGCAGUGGCAGACGGAGAGGAAUGUUGAGAAGAUGAAGUUUGAUUCGAAGCCGUCGGAGUUGUUGUUGCAGACUUUACAUUUCUCCGACAAAGAGAAGACAGAAGCCGCCAUUGUUGAGGUGUUGGUAGGGUUGAGUUGUUUAUAUAGGUACGAGAACCGUCGGUCUUAUGAUUCUCGACGGUGGUGA
Ilex paraguariensis (yerba mate) is the source of this 1302-nucleotide messenger RNA. Lineage: Eukaryota; Viridiplantae; Streptophyta; Magnoliopsida; Aquifoliales; Aquifoliaceae. The record is from the annotation of a GenBank genome assembly.